Molecule: messenger RNA, 369 nt
Organism: Sordaria macrospora k-hell
Lineage: Eukaryota; Fungi; Ascomycota; Sordariomycetes; Sordariales; Sordariaceae
Product: 60S ribosomal protein eL31
Biological process (GO): cytoplasmic translation
Cellular component (GO): cytosolic large ribosomal subunit; ribosome
Molecular function (GO): structural constituent of ribosome
Source: RefSeq, a predicted model, not a curated record
AUGUCGUCCAAGAAGCCUUCCGGUAAGACCCAGCGUUCGGCCAUCGCCGACGUUGUCGCCCGCGAGUACACCAUCCACAUGCACAAGCGCAUGCACGGUGUCACUUUCAAGAAGAGGGCUCCUCGCGCCAUCAAGGAGAUCAAGGAGUUCGCUUACAAGGCGAUGGGUACCACCGAUGUCCGCAUCGACCCCCAGUUGAACAAGAAGGUCUGGGAGCAGGGUGUCAAGGGCGUUGCCUACCGUCUCCGCGUCCGCAUCUCCCGCCGCCGUAACGACGAGGAGGGCGCCAAGGAGAAGCUCUACAGCUACGUCCAGGCCGUCAACGUGAAGAACCCCAAGGGUCUCCACACCGUUGUCGUUGAGGAGUAA